Molecule: messenger RNA, 1303 nt
Organism: Chrysoperla carnea
Lineage: Eukaryota; Metazoa; Arthropoda; Insecta; Neuroptera; Chrysopidae
Gene: Mms19
Product: MMS19 nucleotide excision repair protein homolog
Exons: 6
Coding region: 151-960 (269 amino acids)
Biological process (GO): iron-sulfur cluster assembly
Cellular component (GO): cytosolic [4Fe-4S] assembly targeting complex
Source: RefSeq, a predicted model, not a curated record
GAAAAUACACAAAAUGAAAAUCGUAUUAUUAUUAUAAGUUUAUUGUACGGUUUAUUGAUUGGGUUACGUCGUUCUGAUCAAUUGAAUAAUAAAAAGUAUAUUUUUGAAAAAUUGUUAAAUGUAACGACGACUGUCAGUACGAAUGAAUUAAUGGUUGAUUUAGCUGUUAAAAUACUGGCUAGUAUGCUGAAUAAAUGGCAAGAUGAUUCGUUUGAUGUAUUAGUGAUUGGAGUCUUGGAGGAAAUUUACGAAUGUUUAGAAAAUGUCAGUAUCGAAGAAAAUGUUAAUAAACUGUUAGCUUGGUUUACGAAGGCGUUAGUUAUGCGAAAUUCUAAAUACGGCAUAGACUUAAUUUGCGUUAUGUGUAAAAGACUGAUAACAGUUAAAUCGUUGGCUACCAAUUUUGCGAUACUAUUACAUGAUAAUGAAGUACUUUGUUCUCAAAAUGAUUGUCGAAUUUCAUUAUUGUAUCGUCAAAAAAUUACAAUGAAUUGUUUAAAAGAAAUUUUAGAAUCACGUAAAAAUGAUCGAAAACUUCAAUAUAAUGUCGCAAUUCUAAAUUUAUUAAUAUAUUUACCCCAGCAAUUAUUUGUACUUUAUUUUAAAGAGGUUAUUGAAGUAAUUAUUGAGUGCCUUGAUUCCAAUAUCCCAUUUUUGUGUUUAAUGGCCUUAAAGAAAAUCGAAUAUAUUGUGAUAAAUGAGAAAGAAUUAUUUGUUACGUAUUUGAGUGAUAUCACACCUAUUUUACUAAAAUUAACAGCAUCCGAUUCCAUGGAGGUUCGAUUAAGUGCUUUAAAAUGUUUGGAAUAUAUAAUGGAUUCUCCAACUCAUUUGGUUACACCGUUUAAAGUUCGUGUAAUACAUGGAUUGGCAAAAUGUUUGGAUGAUCCUAAACGAUUAGUAAGAACCCAAGCAAUUAAAACACGUCUGGCUUGGUAUAAGUGUGGUAACGAUAGAUAACAUUUUUAAAUAUCGAUUUUUCAGUUGUUUUAUUAUAUUUUCAAAGUGAAACUUCUAUUGUGUCCAUAUUUAAAAAAAUAAUAUAAUUUUGAUUGACCCCGAAAGGAUGAGAUAAAAACAUGGAAAAUUAUUCCAAAAAUUAGUAAUAUAGAAAUUUAUAGAAGAUGUUUAUUUAGAAAAUCUAUUUUCCGUUUUCCAAUUUUUGUUCUUGCUAGAAAUUAAGUUUUUUUGAGAAAACUGGAAAAAUCAUGAUCCGAUUUCCACUCUAGUUUAAUAAAAUUUCAGUUCAGUUUUUUCGUUACACAGCUCAUGGCCUUAUGAACCUAUUAAAUCGUUUUUGUAC